Botrytis sinoallii is the source of this 1491-nucleotide messenger RNA. RefSeq lists its product as uncharacterized. NCBI's taxonomy places the organism in Eukaryota, Fungi, Ascomycota, Leotiomycetes, Helotiales, Sclerotiniaceae. The record is from RefSeq and is a predicted model, not a curated record. Bases 1 to 1491 code for a protein of 496 amino acids. The transcript has a single exon. Gene Ontology annotation, molecular function: protein binding.
AUGAAAGUCAACACCAGUGACAUGAUACUUACUCAAAUGCAUCGAGAAAUUAUUGCUGUGUCUAAAAUUCAUUGUCUGUCGGAGGAAAAACAGAGUGAAUUGGAACUCGCUGUAUGUGAAGCUGUAGAGGAACGAUUGAUUUGGGCACCAUCCAGCUGCAGGAACACAAAUGGAAGGCGGCAGUUAAGCUUUCUCGCUUCAAGGCUAACGCGGACUUACAACCCAAUACCUAUAGUCGACAAUGAUAUUCCAGUGGAUACGAUCAACGCGGAAAGAAUACCUGAUAUGCAAAAUAGACUCUGCAUUGCUAUCAUCGCCAAUGAAAUUGCAUACGUACGAGUCUUGCUUGAAAGUCACUAUGCAGAUGCCAAUUUUAGGAACAAAUACUUCGGUAGACCGUUGCAUCUCGCUUCAAGAUACGGAAGAGUCGAUAUAAUACAGGUUCUUCUACACCAUGGCGCCGACUCCAGCGCAAUUCAACCAUAUUAUAGCCCUCACUGGACAGGAGGUUUAGGAGGAGAAAAGUUCUUCUGUUCCUCGGGGAGCGCGUUACGUGUAGCCGCAAUGAAUAGUCACUUUGAAACAAUGAGAUUGCUUGUACAACCACGCUAUAAUGCAGUACUACCCCUUUCCCACGAAGAAAUCCAAGUGGUCCUUCGUGUUGCGGCGAGGACGGGAUCUGUGAGAAUUAUUUUGUUUCUCAUGGACAUGUUCUACGGGUCACAGGCUGAAAGGAAACAUGCAGAAGAAGAAGUUAUACUUCAAGCCGCUUCUUGGGGAAGAGAAAAUCUACUUAAAGUGAUGUUGGAACGUGGUGUAGAUGUCAACUGUAUUGCGGGACCGAAUCACACUAUGCCAUAUUGGUCGCCCAUUCACUGUGCCGCUUACAAAGGCUAUGCGAAAAUUGUCCUCUUACUGUUGUCAAAUGGCGCCGAACUAAAUAGUGUGAUUGGCCGGAGAUCAAGAACCAACCUUGGUAUUGGAUUUUAUGCGAUGAGCUUUGCAGUCGCACGAGCUCACAACGAAGUGAUUCAUGUUCUCAUAGACUAUGGCGGGAUUGUGUUGAAAGAAAGAAUACGCCCGGAUCCUUCAUCAAACACGACUCUAUUGAAUAUAGCCGCACAAUGGAGCCAGCACCAUACGAUGCGUUUGUUGUUGAAAGAAGGGGGCGAUGUUACCGAAAUAGGCGAGCAAGCUCUGCAUGAAUAUGCCGUCAAACGCGGAGAUCUCUUGAUGACACGUCUUCUUAUCGAUGCUGGCGUUUCUCCUUGUGAUAAUCCCAACAAAAGCCACCAACCAGUGCUCAUAGCAAAAUGUCAUGGAUGGCAGCACAUUGUGGAUCUCUUAAUCAGUGCAGGGGCUGGUGAUAUCAACCCAUUUGAUACAGAUAAAUACCCUAUCGACACGAAUUUUCCUAGAUGGCUAUUAUCCUCUAAAGCAAAACAAGACACCGCGGCAACUGUGGAAUAUACGAGGCAAAUAUUGAUUUGA